Messenger RNA from Portunus trituberculatus (swimming crab), 14283 nucleotides. Its product is annotated as fibrocystin-L-like. The coding region runs from base 35 to 13384 and encodes 4449 amino acids. The record is from RefSeq and is a predicted model, not a curated record. Lineage: Eukaryota; Metazoa; Arthropoda; Malacostraca; Decapoda; Portunidae. The transcript has 77 exons.
UUGCCCUCAGCAGUGAGUGUAAAGACUGAGAGCCAUGAAGUGCUUGGCUCUGGUGGUGUCUGUGGCUGCCCUCGUCGUGGGGGUGGCUUCAGAGGCUACAGUCACUUCGAGAACCCCGUAUUGGCUGGGUGACGCAGGCGGUGUGGUUCUUUACAUCUAUGGAGCCGACUUCAGCGAGGACGAGUUUAGCCAGUUUGACCCCUCCCUUGGAAAUCGAGUCACCUUGGUAAACGAAGAGGAUGAGAUUGAAUGCAAAGUUAUCACCUACCUGUCCACCACUAACAAGAUCACGUGCAGUACCGGGCCACGUCUCAAGCCAGCAGCGAGUCGUGUGUACAACAUUGUGGUGUACGUGGAUGGUGUGCUGGCUGCAGGAUCCAACCAGCAGGAAGUCCAGUAUGGCCACUGGGUCGCUCCGAAAGUUCAAAGAGUGACGCCCAGCUGGUCUCUGCCGGGGGCGCUGGUGGAACUGUCUGGCUAUUUUCACACUAACAAGUACUACAAGGUGGACUAUGGUGACCCACUGGAGGAAGACCCAAACUCAGGCACAGUGAUCACCAAAGCGUUCGUCGGGGGUGUUCCGUGCAUCUUCAAGGAUGAGAACGAGGAACUUCUUGGCACUGUGAACUCCAAUAAGCUGACCUGCCGUCCUGAAGCCCAGCUGGUGGGUCCCAUGAAUGGCUCAGUGUUCGUGACCUACCGUGGGGCUUCAGUGACCGACCAGUAUGGGAAGAUGAUCGACCGUCAUGAUAGGCUCUUCCAGUACCAUACUUACGCAGGUGUGAACAGUGUGAGUCCAGCCGGUGGGUCAACAGCGGGUGGAACACUUCUCACUAUCGAGGGUGUGGGCUUUGAUCCUUACAUGGAGAAAACUAAGGUGGAGGUGGGCGGUGUGGAAUGUGCCGUGCAGGAAAUCAGCGACACUCAGAUCAAGUGCCUCACCCCAGCCCAGGAUGACACCUUUGCCGGCUCAGGUGAGCGAGGGGUGCUCAUGGAGGUAUAUGAAGGAGAAUACUUUGAAACUAACUUUAAUGACGAGCAGAGUUGGGCGGCCUUGACUCCCUCACACGCCGGGUAUCGCUCCUUCGUGUCCGAGGAACCCAUGCUGCUCUUCCCCGUGGAGAUAAACCAGGAUUCCGUGGGCACAAUCAAAGGGUACUUCCAUGCAUCUCAUGAUGGCCUCUAUGCCUUUGGAUAUGCUGCCGGGGACCGCACUGUGAUGUUCAUGGCAGUAGAUGGGAACCCUGAUAACAUGGUCGCUCACCAACACGGGAUGGAGUACGCUUUCACGCAGGACACCCGGCAUACUUCGAGAUCCGCUUCCGUGCUAGAGGUAAUGUUCAUAGUGGUGGAUAUAAACAGCAAGUUCGUGGCCAGCCAGACCUGGAUGGCUGGCAAUGAGAGACAUAGAGUAAGGAUGGACAUCAAGGAGGUGUUUGAGAAGCAGAGCAUUGUGAUCCAGAGAGCAGAAGGGGACACAGAGCCAGUCAUUGGUAGUCUGUUCAUGAAUGGCAUCUCCUCGGCACCUGUUGAUGUUUCUGAUUCUGCACUGGUCCGAGAGCAGCUACUGGACAUGACAGAGCAGAAAUGUGAGAUGGACCUGAGUGCCGUGGACAGCCGUCACUAUCACACCUUUGAGGACGGCACCAAGCCACCUGGGUGUCUUGGUGACUUUGUGGGCAAAGAGAUGCCUUACUGUGGAAGGAAAAUGUAUAAGCUGAGAAGGACUGACCCAAGGAUCUACAGGGAGACCAACGAGAAUUUGAUGGUCAAUGCUAACAUCCAUAAAUAUCUGUGUUUUGCUGUCUCUGGCAACUUAGAGUCCAGCAUGGCCAUCAACUUCAGGUGGGCUGACAACCAGGGAGGUCCAGAGACGAUACCUUCUGGUUUGAGCGUUCCUUCUCCUCCAGCAGACACCCUCUCCUUCAGCCUGUCGUGGACCUAUACAUGCGUUGACCUUAUUGAAGUGAUGGUGAACUCCUGGGGUGGCUCACAGUACAAUGUUGGUGACAAACUGCUGGUGAAGAACAUUGUGCUGCCCAAACCCGUGGGACCCACUGAUGACGUGUUUGUUGAUGAGGUGGUGUUCCUCAGUGUACAGAUGUCUGUGACAUUGACCCGCCCAUCGGCCCUCAAGUUGCAAGGAAUUCUGGUGGAUGAUGUGGUGGUGGAGGAGAGUGAGACGGAUGAGAGUUACUCCUUGAAGUUCGUCACCACAAACUGUAUGGGUGGAAUGCCGCUGCUGGCUGUCUUUGAGGGGGAAGCGGACAACAACCUCAUCGAGACACUGGCCACGGCUCAGACCUACGACUUCACCAUUGGCACCACCACAGUGACGACAAACAGAGAUGCAGUCGCCACCAACCCUCUCGCAGGAACCUGGGACCUCACCGUUCAGGGACAGACUAUCAGUGACAUACCGGCAGACAUACACCCAUCAACCCUGGACAGCUUCCUGGAGAGUGCUUUGGAAACUAAAUUCUCCGUGAGUGAGAGUGGAAGCUGCAGGAACCACUACUACAAGAUUGAGUGGCAGGAGGACCCUGGCAGGAAGGAGCUCAUGGUGUUGGAUGGUUCUUCUCUGGUGUUUGAUGGGGAAGAGGUGGAGACUGUAGUGACCCGGGACAGUGAAGGAAAAGUGGUGCACAAUCCUCUCGCUGCUGAUUUUGUCACCACCCACAGGGCCUCUCCCCAUGUAAGGCUGGAGGUGAAUGGUUACUUUGGUGCUUGUCUUGGUGACUGUAGCUUCACCUACGAUGACUCCACCACUCCCACACUGACCGCUGUCUCCGGCACUCCAGGUGAGGGGCAACAGCACAGCCUCACCCUGACCGGCACUGGGUUCACCAGCAGCAGCCUUGGUGACUACAGCGUGAGUGUGGGGCCGUGGUCCUGCACCCCAACAGCUGUCACCACCACGGAGCUCACCUGCACUGUUGAGGUGUGGGGUGGCCUGCACACCGUCACGCUCACCAUGCAGCCGGCUGGCACAGCACUCACCACCUCCCCCGUCACCUACCAGGUGCCCGUCACUGUCACCUCGCUCAGCAUCACCGAGGGCGGCACUGGUGGCCAGUACCCCAUCCUGAUCACCGGUACUGGCUUCCCAAACAGUGCUGGCUGGGACGCUGGCAGUGCCACCGUCACCAUGGGCGGCAAUGACUGUGUGGUGAUCUCUGGCUCCCCCACAGAGGUCACCUGCACAGUGCCUGCUGGUGACGGUGUGGUGGACGUGGUGGUGGAUGUGGGCGGCACCACUGGCUCCCUCCCCUCGUCCUUCACCUACGACCCUUCACUCUCACCCACCAUCACCACCCUCUCACUCACCGUCUUCUCCCUCUUCGGACAAGAGGAGCUCGUCAUAACAGGAACAAACUUUGGCUCUUCAGGAUCAGUUAAUAUUGGGUCAGGUUCAUGUGAAGUGACCGAAUGGGCUGAAACAAGUGUGACCUGCCUUACGCCUUCCCUCGCUGCCGGCACGUACACCCUCACACUCUUCGCUGAUGGCUUUGGUGCUGCUCUCAGUGAGGCAGUGUAUGAGAUGCAGGUAACCUCGGCCUCAGCCAUGCAGGGGUCAGUGAAGGGUGGCACUCUGGUCAAGCUGGGCGGCACUGGCUUCGGUUCAGACUGCUCACGAGUCACGGUGAAGCUUGGUGACCUGUACCAUUGUGAGGUGCUCCAGUGCUCUAAUGAAGCCAUCACCUGCCUCACCAAGCCUGCUGUCACCAACCACAAGAUUGUUAAUGUGGGAGGCAACUCUGAGGACAGUGUGGUGUGGGCUCCCAAGCUGCUGAACAUAAUGGAGGGCGACACAGUAACCUGGCAGUGGAAUAAGCUGUCAGACAACUCACAGGUGCGGUAUGGAGUGUGUGAGGUGCCCAGUCCAGUAGAUGGCUGUGAGGACGCUGAUGGCUCUGGCUUCUACUCAGGCGCCCAAACUCUUGCAGGUUCUUUCAGCGUGAGUUUCCCGCAAGAGGGCACCUACCACUACGCCGGUCCUGAGAUUGUGGGCGGCCUGGUGAUGCGUGGCCGGAUCAAUGUAGUACGGCCAGCUCACCAAGUCCUCAAGGUGGCAGUGAUGCUGGGUGAGCAGGAGGCCACGUACCAGGUGGAGGGCAGUGAGGCGGUCACCGUGAGUGGCUGUAACCCCAUCCUGGAGACACCCCUGGAUGGCUGUGACCUGCCUGACCUGACCAUACCUGAUGAUGGUAACCUGUACUUCCAGUUUCACACCUGCUACACACCUGUGGUCACCAGCCUGGCCUCCUCCACCACACACACCGUGGAUGGCCUCAGUGCCCUGGAGAUGUUGGGUGGUGACUCGCUCACCAUCACCGGCUCAGGCUUUGGUGAUGCAGACUGCCAGGUGGAGGUCAGCAUUGGUGACGCGUCCUGUACCGUGACCUCUGCCUCCGACACCUCUGUGACCUGCGAUCUGGAUGACCUGGAAAACCUGAGGUCAGGUGCCUACCUGCCUGUCACUGUCAAGGCAAUCAACAGAGGUGUGGCAGUGACGAACAUAGCAGACUACAAGAACGAGGGUCGUGUGGUGGUGGUGCCUGAAGUCACUGCCCUCAACCCCACAGAAGGCUCCCUGGGCGGUGGCACUCUGGUCACCAUCUCCGGCACUGGUUUGCAGGGCGUGGCAGCCUCCACUGUGGUGGGGCUGGGCGGCAAGGCCUGUGUGGUGCAGGAAGUGUCCUCCACCACAGUCACCUGCCUCACCCCUCCCUCUGACUCUGCCACCACUGUCUCCCUCACCCUGGCUGUGGCUGGCGUGCCAGCCAAGAUGGACGCCCUGACCUUCACCUACAGCGAGGCACGCACUCCUGUGGUUAGCAGCAUGGCUGUGGAGGGGGAGGUGGUGACCCUGUCUGGCCAGAACUUUGGCAGUGAUGGCUCCCAGAUCACCAUCACUCUGGUGGCCCAGACUGACUCCCGCAGCAGCAGCAGCCUGGACACACAGGACCUGCAGGGCUUCAGGGUGCUGGAGGAGGAGGAGGAGGAGGAGGAGGCCAUGAAGGAGAUGCUUGAUGAUGACAUUGAUUUCUUUGUGGAUGACGAGCUGGAGCAGCUGGCCCGGGGCGACCUGGCCCAUACAGAGGCCCAUGAUGCAGUGCGUGGGGAGAAGUCCCGCCGCCGCCUCAGACGCAGGCCACGACUCAUUCUGCAGGACAUGCUGGAUGCCCCCGAGGGAUUUUGGGGCACCUUCACUGGCACUGGGGCAGCCACCUUUAAGGACACACUGAGGCUGGGAGCCUGGCGCAUGGCUGGCACUGCGCCCCUUCCCCGCACCAAGGACCACCACACCCGUGAGGCACCCGCACACCAGCGACAGUCUGACCCCGCCACCUACUCCUGCACCGUCACCAACCUCACCCCCACCGAGGCCACCUGCACUGUGGACGGCCUGCCCGCCGGCUCCUACAGUGCCGAGGUGAAUGUGGCUGGGGCUGGAGAUGCCCUGGCUGAUGGGGUGACCUCUGAUGCUGUGCCUGUGGUGGCCUCCAUCACACCAGAGUCUGGCAGCACCAAUGGUGGGGCGGUGCUGGUGGUGGACGGCUCGGGCUUCAUUGCCGGUUCUACAGCAGUGACGGUGGGCGGCGCUGACUGCACCCUGCUGACGGAGAAUGCCAACCAGAUCUCCUGCCGUGUGCCAGCUGGUGCUGCAGGGGCGGUGGCAGUGGUGGUCAGCGUGGCCGGCAGUGAUGACGUGACGGCUGCCACUUCCUUCACCUACGACGCGGCCCUCACGCCAACACUGGAGUCUGUCACACCCUCUACUGACGUGACAGGCGGUGCUACCCUCACCCUGGCUGGCACUGGCUUCACCCUGUCCGGCAGUGACCCCGAGGUGCUCAUUGGUGGCGAGAGCUGUGUGGUGAGCAGCCCUGCCACCGCCACCUCCCUGCAGUGCACCGCCCCUACUCUGGCUGGAGGGAGCCAUGAGGUGGUGGUGAGGGACACAAUGUAUGGUGACUCCAACACUCUCACCAUCUCCUUCGCCUUCUCCCUCGCCUCUGUCACUCCCUCUGUUGGGAGCUUUAGUGGUGCUGAGGUCACACUGGCAGGCCAAGGCUUUGACCCCGCUGGCAGCUCCACAGUGACCUUCUGUGACCUGCCCUGUGAACCAGUGACCAUUGACGGCACCACAUCCUUGACCUGUGUGGCACCGGCCCAGCCAGCUAGUGAGUCUGAUGUGGCAUGUGACGUGGUGGUGAGCAACCCCGAUGGUUCAACGGCCAGCCUGGUGGGUGGCUUCACAUACCAGGUUGCCCUCACUCCCAUCGUCACCAAUGUGUCACCCCAGCGAGGUGGCACUGCUGGCGGCACCACCCUCACCAUCACCGGCACUGGCUUUGAGUCAAGUGGCAACACCGUGACGAUUGGCGGGUCGGAGUGUGUGGUGUCCUCACAGGGGCCGGAGAGCAUCACCUGUGUCACCGAGGCUCACCAGGGCCCGGGUCAGUUCCCAGUCCAGGUCACCGUUCCCGGGAAAGGCUUGGCGACAACUGACGAGAAUGGCAUUUUCUUCUACAUCGACCUGUGGAGUUCACCUUUCACCUGGGACAACCAACCACCACCGUCAGAGGGCCAGCUUGCCGUGGUCACAGAGGGCCAGACGCUGCUGCUGGAUCAGUCAACACCGGUGCUGAAGAUGCUACUGAUCCAGGGUGGUCACGUGGUGUUUGACGUGGAGGCAGUGGAGGAGCUGGUGCUGAGGGCAGAGUAUAUACUGAUAGUGGAGGGUGGUUCUCUCAGUAUUGGGUCAGAAGAGGAGGCGUUCCCUGGCGAUGCUGUGAUAGAGCUGUACGGCAACACGCAGUCCAUUGAGCUGCCUAUGUAUGGUGCUAAGGUAUUAGCGGUGCGGGAUGGUACGCUGGACCUUCACGGCAAACACGUCCCCAUCACCUGGACCCACCUGGCCCAGACCGCAGAGGCAGGAGAGACCACCAUCACCCUGGUGCUCCCUGUCACCUGGAAACAAGGAGACCAAAUUGUUAUUGCCACCACAGAGAAGAGAUUCUCCAUCAACGAAAAUGAAGUAAGAACCAUCGCCUCAGUCUCCGAGGACGGCCUGGAGGUCACACUAACGGAGGCACUCGAACACACACACAUCUCGCUCAUCCAGACCCUUGGAGGACGCACAGUGGAGACGCGUGCCGAGGUGGGACUUCUGACUCGUAACAUUAAGAUCCGCGGGAAUAUUAACGCUGAUUUUACGGAGAAUAUCGAAGGCUGCGGUGAAACAUGGACCCCUGACCAGUUUGACACCCAGACCUGCUUUAACGGUCGGUUUGGUGACGAGAUCGGCAGUGACCAGUUUGGUGCCACGGUGAUGCUGUUUGGCAAGUACCCCGACCAGGACUUGGUGACUGGCCAUAUUGAGUAUGUGGAGGUCACUGAGGCAGGCCAGGCUUUCCAACUUGGCCGGUACCCACUCCACUUCCACAUGGUCGGCGAUGUGACCGGCUCAUACAUUCGUGGUUGUGCCGUUCACCGCACCUACAACCGCGCGGUGACAAUCCACGGGGCGAAUAAUCUGGUGGUGGAGCGCAACGUGGCUUACAACAACAUGGGUCACGCUAUCUUCACGGAGGACGGUGUGGAGCAGAACAACGUGGUGGAAUACAACCUUGCAGUGUUCACCAGGACCUCCUCUUCCCUGCUCAAUGUGGAUGUGACGCCUUCCUCCUUCUGGGUGGUGAACCCCAACAACAUAUUCCGUCACAACGCAGCAGCGGGCGGCACUCACUUUGGCUACUGGUACAGGCUGGAGCGCCACCCUUCAGGCCCCUCCGCCACCAACAGCUACUGCCAGAACAACGAACAGAUGGGACAGUUCUUCAAUAACACUGCUCACUCCAUGGGAAGGUAUGGGCUGUGGGUGUUCUCCAUGGACGGCUACUUCCCCAAGUCUCGCAACUGUGGAGGAAGUGAUCAGGUGGCCAAGUGGGAAAGUUUCACUGUCUGGCACUGUGACCGCGGCGCUGAGGUGGUACUUGGUGGUGCCCUUCAGUUCCAUGACUUUGUGGCACUGGACAAUGAACACGCCGGCUUGGAGAUGGUGAAGAUGUUGGGAGGCUUUGGCGAAGAUGACGGGCCUGGUAUCUUCAAUUCCCUGGUGGUGGGGCACUCGGCUCUCAGUUCAGGGUCUUGCAGCGACGAGGCAAGCGGCAUCAUCGCCCCCAAGCAGUACCUCUUCAGUAUCUCCGACGUCACCUUCGUUAACUUCGACACGGGCACCUGCUCUGCUCUCUCCGGCUGCUCCCAGUGUAAGGUGUUCCAGGGAGGCUUCCAGGUGCAGGUCAAGGGUCUCUCCUUCGAUAACUCACCCAAUAAGCUGAGGUUCUUGUGGGAGCAUGAGACAAUCUGGAUAGACGCUGAUAGCUCGCUGACAGGAACGACAGAGGCAGUUGUUGUUCCUGACAUGGGCAUCUUACCUCCAUCCUCCUGCACUGCUGACUCUGCCUUUGCUGUCAAUCCAGAGUUCCCUGGGGUGGUUUGUACUGGCCUCAAGUUUGCCAGGUUCAACAUUAAGGGCCCCGACACUGAGCCAACCUCCCUCCAAGCCCGAGACCUGAUAGUUACCAAUGAGCACGGCACCACCAAUGUCCCUUACCGAGUGAAGCGUCUCACCACCGAGGGAUGGAUGGGUAUUGUGUACACCGGCGCCACCUACGACUGGACCUUUGAUGAAGCAGAGCAGAUCACCAACAUUACAUACGUGGCUGACACAAGACACCUGGCUGCCGGGGACCACUACUUUGUGCGCCACACCUUCCUGCAGACACCUGAUGGCUUUGGAACAACAAGUGAUGAGAGGGAGAGUUUGGACGCCCUGCCUGACCCUGCCACCAAUGUUCACGGAGACUUCUACUGGGAGGACAGCACAAAGCAACUCACCUAUUUGGUGUCCCAUACGGAGGCCUCAGAGAGACACCUGCGCACUGUGUUUGAUGACCGAGUUGAAGGCGACAAGAGAAAUAUUGACUUCCGUGUUUACAGGUGUCAGUAUGAGGGCUGCAUCCCCCCCACCCCACCACCAGUGCCCACCGGGAGACCAGACGUAUCCUUCCGGUGGUCUGACGUAGAGACCUGGAAGGAGGUGCCUGUGGGGUCCGGCGGUCACCCUACUGAGAACGAGUACAACCUGCCUGUGGAGGGAGAUGAGAUUAUCAUUCCCAAGGGCAUGUGGCUCAUCGUUGACACAGCGACACCCAAGCUGGCCCGUGUGUAUGUGUACGGCACCAUUGAAUUUGAUGACACUAUGGACCAUGACUUUGAGGCCACCAUUAUUUACAUCCAGGGAGGAUCUGUGGUCGCUGGCUUCUCCUCAGACGCUCCCUUCACUCACAACCUCAACAUCCGCCUCCGUGGCUCCCUGGACCCCACUGACCCUGACAAUGAGGACAUGCCUAUGCCUCCUGGAGUCCCUAAUGUUGGCUGGAAGGCUAUGGGUGUGUUUGGCUACCUAAAGCUUCACGGACAGGUGUCGGGAAGCUCCUGGCUCAAGCUCGGGGCCACGGCUGAAUCAGGCAGCACCACUGUCACCCUGGCUGAGGCUCCCGAUGCAUCCUGGCUCAACAAGCAGGUGGUGGUGACAGCGACAGGCAAGGAGGCGACGGAGAGUGAGGUGCGACUAGUGACGGACAUUACUGGCUCCACUCUCACCCUGGACAGCCCUCUUAACUUCCAGCAUCUUGGGGACACACACACACUGUCUGACGGCUCCUCCAUCACCCUGGCUGGCGAGGUUGGCCUGCUGACUCGCAACAUUGUGGUGGAAGGCAACACAUAUGAAGGCUUUGAGGACGACAGUUUCGGAGGAAGGGUUCUCGUCUCCAAACUGACGCAUGAUGGAGUGGACUAUGUUGGCACUGCACAGAUUGACGGCGUUGAGUUCCGCAACAUGGGUCAGGAGAGCUUCACUGACCUGGAUGACCCGCGCUACUCCCUGGCCUUUGUGGGGCUGGACGCCAUCGAGGAGGACUCCAGCUACGUCAAGAGGUCGUCCUUCAACCUCAACUACAAUGUGGCUCUUGGACUCAUUGGGACAUCUGGCAUGGUGGUGGACGACAAUGUUAUCUAUUUCGCUCUGGAUUCAGGCGUAAGGGAUGAGACUGGCUUCAACACCUACACAAACAACCUCAUCACAACCGUCCUCUUCCUGGGCACUUAUGGCGACCGAGAGGAGACACAGAACCUCAAUGUGUACGGCGCCUUCCAGAUCGACAAUGCACCAAACCUUGCACUCGUCGGAAAUGUUGUUGCUGGUGCGGAACAGGCCGGCUUCAAGACCUUCGGAGAGAUGUGUGAGGAUGCAACACAGUGGAUGGACAAUGAAGUGCACAGCGCUCUCUUUGGUGUCAUGGCCUGGAGGAAGGGAUCCAUGGGGCCGGUGACAGAGUGCCGCAGAAUCAACAACUUCUACGCCUGGAGGGUUUCAGACACAGCCUUCUAUGUGCAGCACUACGCCAACUCCUUCAUCACUAACAUUCUCUCGGUGGACAAUGCCUUGGGGGUGAAUCAGCUCAUCUAUAGUCCGGCAGCGCUGACUCAUGAGUACCACCCCAAGACAGCCACCAUCUCCAUCUCCAGGUUUGUGUCCUCCUCCCCAUCUCACUCCUGCACCUACCAAGAGUCCCAGAGUGAGAUUAUGAACUUCUACGGUGACAAGCUGUGGGACGGCGGUGUUGACGGCGGCAACACAGCGCUGCUCUUUGGAACCUUCAUGUCUGGGAUUAACAUGGCCCCCAAGCAUGCCUUCUACCCGACGGACACCUACCCGGCCCUGUACGGCUCCACACACAUCCAGGACACCACCUUCUAUAACUUUGCCGACACAUCCUGCGGUCGGGACAUUGCUCUCAUGGCCAACCCUAGAUCAGAUGACGCCAUCCACCCUAUCUUUGUCAACGGUCUGACCUUCCACGACACACCAGAGGACAAUUACCUGUUCAUCCCCAGACCCAAUGUGGGAAGGGUGAAUCCGUCAGACUGUGUGGACAUGGACUGUGAUGGCCAUAGGAAGGUUGUGUGCACGGAUGAGGAUGGAUCGCUGCUGGGUGGAUCGGGUGGCACAGUGAUCUCUCAGGCGGACUGGGAGUGGGAUGGGGACGAGAGGAGAGGCAUUGGAGACUAUCGUAUCCCUGUAUCGCUCAGACAGAACGCUGAUGGCACCGAGAUUGAGGCAUCACAGAAGUUCCCCAAUAAAGGCAUCGCUCGGGACGAAUCCUGCUCCGUUGCGUCGGCAUGGCAGGCGUGGAAGUGCACCUCUUUGUCUCACCGCAUGAUGAUUCUCGAGAGCAUGGACACAGAUACCGAGGUGCGGCGUCUCUCCCCCAUCGCUCUCAUCGCCAACCCAGGUUUGUCAGGGUACGUGGACCUCCUCAAUGGACCAAUGGAUCGUGGCUGGUGUUUCGGGUACACUUGCCAGGAACGCAUCUCGACCUUCUACGCUAUUGUGUCCAGCCAGGAGGUUUACGAAAUUGGCAUGACCAGCACACCCCCUCAGGUGCUGCGUCUCCACCUUCUACACGGAUCACCCUCCGAGGCCGUCAUCGUGCGCAUCUUCUUCCCCAAACCCCAGCGGUACGACAUCUAUGUGGAUGAUGUCUUUGUUCCUCCGACCAACCUCGACACCUCUGCCUCCGGGUACCAGCUGCUCCCUGAGGACAGCUCCAACCUUGAGGAGUUCUUCCCUACACUGGACGAUGCCGUGGGCACCAACUACUUCCAGCGCAGUGCCAAGCUAGUGCAUGUGGUGCUGCGGAGUGGCCACGUGGUUGACAUCAAGACCACACCGAUGAUCACUCUGUCCAGCGGCUUGGUGGUGACCGACGAUGAAUUCUUUGAGGAGAACCUGGUGUCCAAUCUGGCUGACCUGUUUGGAGUGUCCGAGGAGAACAUUAGGCUGACCAAUGUUGUGCGAGAGGACUCCAGGAGGCAGGAGAGUGGCACGGUGGAGGUGGAGGCAACGGGUGAAGUGGCCAGUGCUCCCACCACAAGCCUGAGUGGUGAGGGAGGAGAGGGAGCGGUGGGUGGGGAGGUGAUAUCGUACGAGGAACUGAUAAAGGACCUGGAGGCGGCCAUCAACAAGUUCCAGGAAGGAUCGUGCACCAGCUGUCUCUCUCUUGCGGUGAAUGAUCCUGUUGAGCCACCCCCGAAGGAAAUCCCUCCCAAGGCCACAGAGGAGGAAGGCAGCGUUGUUGGGGAGGAAUUGUUCUCCGACAAGCAACAGCAAGAGGAGGCGGAGGAGCUGGAGGAGAGCCUUAAGACCACAGAGUAUGCCCAGCCCUCUGACAUACAGCUGGUUCAAGGCUUGUCCGACAGUGUGGUGCAGAACGCGGUAUUUGCCAUGCAACCCAUCGUCACUGUGCUGGAUGAGGAGGGUGAAGUUGUGAAUGACCUUGGCCACAGCAGUGAUCCCUGGCUGGUCACCGCUCAGCUCUGUGGAGGGCCUGAGGGUGCAGAGCUCAAGGGCACCCUCUCAGUUCCCUAUGUGGACGGUGCUGCCACCUUCACCAACCUGCUAGUGACUGAGCCUGGUGAUGGGUACAGCCUUUCCUUCACCAUCACACACCCCGCAGAUGCCCCAGAUCUCUCCGUUGCCAUGGAGGACACUUUCAGUGUUGAAGCGAUGACCCCGGCAAUAACCGUCCUGCACCCUGAGUAUCUGAUCCAGGGACAGUCCAUUGCCUCCUCUGUGCAGUUUGUGGACUUGGACACACAGCAGCUUCUCGAUCCUGACUUGUUUGCGAGCCAGACCAUUGUUGGCGAGGUGCUGGCCAGGACUCUUGGCGGCGAGUAUCAGCUGAUCAAGAGGCUGUACUGGGCGGAUGGUGCAUUGUCAGAGCUCUCCCUGGAUGACAUUGUGGUGGAGGAGAGCAGUGUGAGGUAUGAGCUGCUUGUCAAGGUCGCUGUGGUGCCCAACGGAUGGUACCUGGAAUAUGCCACACCAAUUAUGGUGGUAUACCCUGAGCACCUGGUGGAAGUGGAAGACACUGUUGAGAAGGAACUGGGCACUCUCAUCUACAGGUUUAGAAAUCAGGAGGACGUGGAGGUGAAGAUUGAAGAUGAAAUGUUCAAUAUCUUGAUGGACUCUGUGGACAUGAUGGCCGACGGUGUUCGCUUUGGGCGGCCCACUGUCAUAUUUUCAAGGAAGAACAGGAGUUCACGAAACAGGGUCAAAGGAGAGUCUACAUUCAUGAUCACCGGCCCAGAAGCAGAAGUGGACGAGGCCAUACUGAAGACCUGCCAAUUGCUGAGGAGGCCAAUCCCAAUGGAUAUCAUGUACGAAUGCAGGGCGUGGAGAUACGGAAUGAAGAAACUGCUCGUGGAUGGCAAAUAUGUGCGGUGUAGGAGUAAAAUUAAGGGAUAAAAUGAAUGGCUGAGGAAGAUGCAGGACUCCUAUCACCAAAUGCUUCAGUUAAUGUUGGAAAAUAUUUGCAGUCAACGGAAACUCAAGUAAAUCAUUCGUGUGGUAAAGUGAAGUGCAGGAAUACAAUUGGUAGAUGAAUAAACUAGUAAAAGAUUCAAGAAUUCUUUCAACAAACACACACACACACGCACACUUUAUUGGAAGGUUUCAUCAGUCGACAGAAUCUCAACUAGAUAAUUUAUAAAGCAAAGUCCUCACCCCACUUAAUAUUAGAAGAUAUAAUAUACUGUAGCCUGCAGGGAAUGUCUCGCACAAAUGUAUAUUAUUGGAAGACGUGAACUUAACUAUAGAUCAUUAUUCACCUGGCAAAUUCCUAAUCCUUAUUUGGUAAAAGAAGGAGGAGCUGCUUCAAGACAUUUAUUUCAUCCUUUUGGUGAACCCUCUCAGACCUGCUCGGGAACUGGCAUCAAAGUGGGCAUUUUUUUUUUUUUUUUUAUUGUUACCUACCCUUGGCCAAAUUUCCCCUCUUACAUUAAAAAAAAAAAAAAGAAAAGAGAAAAUAUUUGUUCUUUGCAAAUGUUCUUCCACCAAAUGUCACUGAUAAGAAGACACAAAUUCAGAUUACUGUUGUUACUUAGAGCUGCAAAUUUGUGAGUGUACUGACAGUGUAUUAACUUGAAAUACAGUGUUUUGGCAUCUUCAGAUAAGGAGUCACUGCAAAGCCUCUUAAAUACAUCACCUCUUGUAUUUAUUUGAACUAUUGUAACUAACAUCGUUAUUGAGUUGCGAGUUCGUGCCUGCAGUGUUGUGAUUUAUUCUACAAGUUGCAGUGUUGCCUAAACAUACCAAUUGUAUUUUUUAAUUUGUGUGGCAAUAAAGAGUUUUAUCAUGCAUACUUA